Rana temporaria (common frog) is the source of this 1984-nucleotide messenger RNA. RefSeq names its product uridine-cytidine kinase 1 like 1 (gene UCKL1). The transcript has 15 exons. Gene Ontology annotation, cellular component: cytoplasm. NCBI's taxonomy places the organism in Eukaryota, Metazoa, Chordata, Amphibia, Anura, Ranidae. The record is from RefSeq and is a predicted model, not a curated record. Gene Ontology annotation, molecular function: ATP binding; kinase activity. The coding region runs from base 45 to 1637 and encodes 530 amino acids.
UAAUCUCCUCCUGCGGAGGGGGGGGACACACUGGGCUUAUCAGGAUGAGCCUGCCUGUGUGUCCGGGCCCCGGGGUGACCGCUUGUUGGAAUCUCAGAGCGCACAACAGCAGCGGGGAUUCCAAUAGUCAUGGCUCGCUGCCCCCUGUUAGCCCGGGACGAAGUAGACGACGGCGGACGACCAGUCAGUGUAAAUCAGAGCCGCCCCUGCUGCGGACCAGUAAGAGGACAAUCUACACAGCUGGGCGCCCACCCUGGUACAACGAGCAUGGCACUCAGUCCAAGGAGGCGUUUGUAAUAGGUCUGGGAGGCGGCAGUGCCUCUGGUAAGACCACAGUGGCCAGAAUGAUUAUAGAAGCCCUCGAUGUGCCCUGGGUGGUCCUCCUGUCUAUGGACUCCUUCUACAAGGUGCUGACGGAGGAGCAGCAGAUCCUUGCCGCCCGCAACGAGUACAACUUUGACCACCCGGACUCUUUUGACUUUGAGUUGGUCGUUAGUACGCUGAAGAAGCUGAAACAGGGGAAGAGUGUAAAAAUUCCCACCUAUGACUUCACCACUCACAGCCGAACCAAAGACUGGAAAACUCUUUAUGGAGCAAACGUGAUAAUAUUUGAAGGGAUCAUGGCGUUUGCUAAUGCAGAACUUCUAAAGUUGCUAGACAUGAAGAUUUUUGUGGAAACGGACUCUGAUAUCCGUCUGGUACGGAGGCUGAGGAGGGACAUCUCAGAGAGAGGGCGAGAAAUCGAGGGUGUCCUUAAACAGUACCAUACUUUUGUGAAACCGGCCUUUGAUCAACACAUCCAGCCCACCAUGCGUCUAGUAGAUAUUGUGGUACCCAGAGGUAGCGGAAACACAGUGGCCAUUGAUCUGAUUGUACAGCACGUUCACAGCCAGCUGGAAAAGAGGAAACUCCGCUGGGACAUGGCGGCGCUGGCAUCUGCCCACCAAUCACAGCCUCUCCCACGGACGCUGAGCGUUUUGGAGGAGACGCCACAAGUGAACGUCAUGCACACAAUAAUUAGGAACCGGGAGACGAGUCGGGAUGAAUUCAUCUUUUACUCACGGCGACUAAUGAGGCUUCUUAUUGAGUAUGCGCUAUCUUUCCUGCCCUUCAGGAGCUUCACCGUUCAGACCCCGCAAGGACACGAGUAUGAAGGAAGGACGUAUGAUGGGAAACGGAUCACCGGGGUGUCCAUCCUGAGAGCUGGCGAGACGAUGGAACCCGCGUUAAGAGCCGUGUGCAAAGACGUGAGGAUUGGAACCAUCCUUAUUCAGACCAACCCCAGCACUGGAGAGCCUGAGCUGCAUUACCUGCGACUUCCUAAGGACAUCAGUGAGGACCAUGUUAUUCUCAUGGACUGCACGGUGUCUACAGGAGCAGCGGCCAUGAUGGCGGUCCGUGUCUUGCUGGAUCAUGAAGUUCCCGAAGAGAGGAUAUUUCUGCUGUCGCUGCUCAUGGCAGAGCUGGGCGUCCACUCCGUGGCUUAUGCCUUCCCACGUGUGCGCAUCCUAACCACCGCUGUGGACAAAAAAGUCAACGACAUGUUCCGAAUAAUCCCUGGAAUAGGUAAUUUUGGGGACCGUUAUUUUGGCACAGAUGCCCCUGCGGAUUGGAGCGAUGAAGAUGACCCAGCUUGAUUCCCCCCCAAUGUUUGUUCUCCAUCCCUGGUGUCAUUAUCUGACAACUAGAACGAGACUUGCUGCGGUUUUCCAUAGCAACCAGAUUCCAUGUGUCAUUUCCCCGAGAACAGAAGCUGAAAUCUGGUAGCUGCGGAGCACGGCUCUGCUUCUUGUAUUCUGUAUGUUAAGAACCAAGGCGGACUUCAGCUCCAGGCUAAUUCUCCAAAAACACCCAUGUUGUUUUUCUGUUUAAUAUAUAUAUAUAUGUGUAUAAAAAAACAAUAUUUUUAUUCUGCUGGUUCUCCUUCAAAUAGUUCUAUUAUUUAAAAAUAAAUCUUAUUAUACAUAUUACUAUGUGAAAUGUA